Symbiodinium pilosum is the source of this 900-nucleotide messenger RNA. Lineage: Eukaryota; Dinophyceae; Suessiales; Symbiodiniaceae. The record is from the annotation of a GenBank genome assembly.
AUGAGCAUUUUAUACAACUGCGUGGAGGCUGCCAAUCAUUUGGUACCUCCGGGCUCAUCUGCCCCACGAUACACGCCCAAGGAGGCACAGAUCCCAGAUGCCUUUCCGGCGAGCGCAAAGACAACACCUGGAGGAGUUGAGGCAAUUGCAAAGCCGCUGCGCGGACAGCGUCUCGAGUGCCAUGAUUCCCCGCCUACAUGGAAGGAUGCAAAGAACAACAGCUGCUACCAGUACGAGAGAGGACAAUGGUGCAAUGCACAGGGUCAAGCCGGCUCUGGCUGGAAUGCCACCUGGGGGGCUUUUCUUGAAUGGUCCAAGAACAUCGCAGGAGGUCCUGUAGCUGCCUGUUGCGCCUGCGGCGGCGGUGUGAAGUUUGUUGCCUCCGUAGAAAGUCGGCGUCCAUUGUCUUCCCGCCGACUGGUAGCUCCAGAGGAUCGCUUGGACAUGGAGUCCUUGGUUGCACCAACAGAGACGCUUCCGGAGGAGUUUCGGGACGUUGCCCCUGUGAUGGCUCCCUUGGAUUGGAUCCCAUCGAAGUUCGCUCACAUACUGGGAGCUUCGGAGCAACAGAGGCAGCGGCCCGACGUGCUCGGUCUUUCUGCACGCUUUUUUGCAGCUCUACCGGGCGACGAUUGCUCAGGUCCUCUGCCUGUUGCCUCGGCCAUUGACCGAUCACUGGACUAUCGUGCGGGCUUCACCGGAGGCUUCCAACGCUAUCUUCAGGACCGCGCCAAGCAUGCUACGAAAGGUGGCUUCUUCUAUGGCAAGUGGACAGGAACGAUCAACAUUGUACAGGCCGGCACGUACUUGUUUGACCUUGCGCUUGGCUUUGACACGACUAGCUCCAUCAAGAUCGACGGGAAGGAGUUCCUGACCAUGGGGCAGUGCUUGUCAGCCAAG